AUGUUGUAUUACAUAGGUAAAGCAACGAAGAUCAUCUUCAUCAUCGUUGUUAUUGUUAUCACUAGCCUCGUUAUCGGAAUUAGCAUAAUCGGAAGGAAUAGCCUCGUUAUCGGAAUUAGCAUAAUCGGAAGGAAUAAUAAUCGAUCUAAAUCUCGUAACUACUCCGACGAAGGUUGUUCACUUUCUUGUGACUUUCAUCCGCCACCGGUACAGAUGUCGUUGGCAUCGUUGCCGAAUUCUAAUCCGUCUGAUCCAGCUGUCAGUUCCACCGCACCGCCGCCUCCGUCGGAAACCUCUCUGUCAACUCUGCCACCGCCGGAAACCAAUAUGACACCGCCGGAACCUCCUGAAAGCGAUCAAACACCGCCAGCACCACCAGAAGCCUCUCUGUCGUCGCCUCCACCGCCGGAAACUUCUUUGCCUCCGCCGCCAUCGACGUUGCCUGAUAAUCCAUCGCUGGUUACGGUUACUCCUCUGGCAGUAGUUACGGCGGAUCCGCCGCAGGCGGUUACGGUGUCUCCAGGUCUGACGAAUGCUUGA
Molecule: messenger RNA, 540 nt
Organism: Helianthus annuus (common sunflower)
Lineage: Eukaryota; Viridiplantae; Streptophyta; Magnoliopsida; Asterales; Asteraceae
Product: branchpoint-bridging protein-like
Exons: 1
Coding region: 1-540 (179 amino acids)
Source: RefSeq, a predicted model, not a curated record